AUGCAACAAAAUUCUUGCUUCCUGAUCCUCUCACUGUCCUUACUUUUCCUUCCCUUCAUUUUCUCCGACGCCAGAAAAGACGCUCUCACCGGAGGAUGGACGCCGAUCAAGAACAUCAAGGACCCACACGUGACUGAGAUCGCGGAAUUUGCCAUCGAUGAGUAUAAUAAGCAGUCAAAGGGGAAUUUGAAGUUGGAGGAGGUGGUGAAAGGUAAGACUCAGGUGGUCUCCGGGAUCAAUUAUACGCUGGUUCUACAAGUAAAGGACGAAACUGUUGAUAACUCGUAUGAGGCUGUGGUUUGGGAAAAGGCAUGGUUGAAAUUCAGGAAGCUUACCUCCUUUACCCUCGUCAAGGGUUAG
Messenger RNA from Gossypium arboreum, 360 nucleotides. Its product is annotated as cysteine proteinase inhibitor 5-like. Lineage: Eukaryota; Viridiplantae; Streptophyta; Magnoliopsida; Malvales; Malvaceae. The coding region runs from base 1 to 360 and encodes 119 amino acids. Gene Ontology annotation, molecular function: cysteine-type endopeptidase inhibitor activity. The transcript has a single exon. The record is from RefSeq and is a predicted model, not a curated record.